CUGGACCGACGGGAGCGCUUUGGAUUAUUUCAAUUGGGCUCCGGGCUUCCCGACAUACGACCCUUGCGUGGUGGAGGGAUCUGACGGUUUGUGGAAAACAACAAAUUGCGGUGCCACCUAUUUUGGGAUCUGCUUGAAGGCCCAGCCAAAGUGUGAUUUUGGGUGGACACAAUUGGCCGAGACCAGCCAGUGCUAUUUGCCAGGCCAAGCCGCCACGCAUGACGACGCCCUCGCCGCGUGCCGGAAGAUGUACGCCAGGCUGACGUCGAUCCACACCAAGUCGGAGAAUGACUUCAUUAUGGCUCUAGCCCCGCCGUCCCCCGUCCAGCAGCAGUGCAAUCCGGAGGCGCCGUACGGAAUUUGGACUGGAGGUAUGGCGAUGAACGGGUACGAUUCGUGGGCCGACGGGACCGCAUUUUCUUAUCCGAAUCUUUAUGGAAAUGGAGAUCCGUCGAGCGGUGCGAUUUACCUAGCAGCCGAGCCAGGAUGCCCGGAUUUCGGGAAAUGGCGAGUAACCCCCUCGAAGAAUCUGACUUUGAGCUAUGUUUGCAAGAAAAACCCAAUCGAAAUACCUCCCCGUGCCGUUGAACAAUUUCUACGGUGCGGAGGAGGGGCGUCGAUGGAAGAUGGACAUAUACCGAUGGGACACCAUCUAUUUACGUCAACUGGGCUGCUUUCCAACCUUCAUCCGACAACUGCACGACAAUUGGCAUCGGUGGAUUAUGAUGCGCCUACCGUAGGGCCACCCACUCUGGCGCCAACAAUGGGCCCAAUUUCCUAUCAAUGCCCGACCGGCUGGAGCUACUUUGCGACUAGUGGAGCGUGUUAUUGGGUUGGAUCCAGCAAUACCUUGGAUGCGGCUAGGACUACCUGUAAGCAGGUCGGCUCGGACUUGGUGUCCAUUCAUAGCAGCGAGGAGAAUGGAUUCGUUUUGGGCCUCGCCUUCCGCUACACUCAAAACUGCACGAAGGGCAGCCCCUGGUGGUACUCGGUCUGGACUGGAGGAGUAGCCUCAAAUGGAUACAACUACUGGUCUGAUGGGACCCCGUUCACCUAUUCGAAUUUCUACGGUCAUGGCGAUCCAACGAGUGGAGCGAUUUAUCUAAUCACCCAAAGCGGCUGCACCGAUUUUUCGCAAUGGCGCAUCACCCCUUCGCAGACGGUGUCGCUGACCAACUUCGUCUGCAAAAA
Molecule: messenger RNA, 1191 nt
Organism: Mesorhabditis spiculigera
Lineage: Eukaryota; Metazoa; Nematoda; Chromadorea; Rhabditida; Rhabditidae
Source: the annotation of a GenBank genome assembly